Episyrphus balteatus (marmalade hoverfly) is the source of this 1658-nucleotide messenger RNA. Its product is annotated as dnaJ homolog subfamily C member 28. The record is from RefSeq and is a predicted model, not a curated record. Lineage: Eukaryota; Metazoa; Arthropoda; Insecta; Diptera; Syrphidae. The transcript is spliced from 3 exons. Bases 195 to 1268 code for a protein of 357 amino acids.
CACAAAUCAUUGCGCAGAAAACAAAACAAAAGCAGCUGUUUUUUUUAGCUGAUUCUUCAUUUGUUGUGUCAUCUAUUUGCUAUCUACGAAUUGGAAAUAUUUUUUUAAUUUUUGACCAUAUCCUGCUUUUACAACACAAUUAUUUUAAUCGACAAUAGACAUCGUAUAAAUUGCGUUUUGCAAUCACAUUUAAGAUGAACAGGUUGUCUUCAAUUCUUCACAUCAAAAACAAAAUUGUUAUCCUGCCGGCUCGUUUAAUUCAAAUUAAACGCCUUCAAUUGUAUCAGGACUGCUACCGCAUCCUUGGUGUAGCUGAGAACUCAGAUCAAAAUACAGUUCGCAAAGCAUACAUCGAAAUUGUAAAGAAAGUCCAUCCAGAUAGUGGUCACGAAGAAGCAUCUGCUGCUCGUUUUCAACAAGUUGACGAGGCUUUCAAAACCCUCCAAGAGAAAUUCGCUAAAAAUCGUCGAGGCAUAAACGACGAUGAAGAAGAAGAAGAAGUUUUUGAUAUAAAACAUACAGCACCACAACACAGGCAAUAUCUGAGUUAUGAAGGCUAUGGAUUUGGCACUCCAUUCCAACGAGAAAAACAAUAUCAACAAGUUAAAGCUAUGAAGGCUCAAGAAAGAGUUCUAAAUCACCGUCUUGAAAAGGCACAUGCUGGUGAAAAAACUCUAAUGAAAAAGGGUUCAUAUUAUAAAAAUCAUGCUAUCAAAACGAAAUACGGUUUUGAUCGUGUUGUGGAAGAUUUGAUUCAAGAAGCAAUGAAUAAAGGUGAUUUUAAUAAUUUAACUGGCACCGGAAAGCCACUGUCAAGUGCACAAUCUCAAAAUCCUUACCUUGAUUUUACAACACACAAACUAAACAGAAUUAUGCUGGACAAUGGUUUUACUCCCGAAUGGAUAAUGUUACAAAAAGAUAUUCGAGACUCUGUGGAGCUUCUUAGAGCCAGCUUAAUUAAAGAACGAUCUUACUUUGGCAACUAUCCUUUUGAUAGUGAUCAGGAAAAACUAAGAUGGGAACUGACAAUAUCUAAAUAUAGUCCGAAUGUGGAACAAAUCAAUAAGGAUAUAGAUAAGUAUAACUUGAUUGUUCCGAUUUUACAAAAUCAACUCUUUCGUAUUCAAAUAGAAAAUAUUGCAGAAAAGAUUUUAAAAGAUGAAUCACUUCCCAAAAAUCUAAAUCGAGUAAAGGAGUCGACUCCUCACGAAACAAAUACUUCUGGGGCUAAGUCGGAUUUGUUUAGUUUUAUUGGUUCUCUGUUUUAGUUUGGAAUUUACUUUAUUUUUCUGUUCUGUUGAUAAUUUAUUUUGUAGAUAUUUUUAUUUUACCGUAAAAACUCCAUACAAAUUGGCAAACAAAAUUUCUGUCAAUAUUUGUAAGAACCCAUUAUGACAAAGUGAUAAAGAAAUUGAUAUUUCGAAAUAUUCUAUCGGGAUUAAUGACUAUAGAAAAGGAUGUUUUUCAUUAAACAAAAAAAAAGAUAAUGUUCUAGAUGUAGGUAUUCGAUGUAGGUUUUUAAAAAAAUGAAAUGAUAAGAAUCUUGUAUUCAUAAGAUUGAAAUGUUGAAUAGAAUGCAGUGGAGGAAUUCGCAAUACAUGGCUAGUGAUCAUUUUCGUUUUUGAAUUUGAAUAAAACUACGAAUUGUGCAAGAAAAA